UUUUUCUCAUUCGUCUUUCACAACCCUAAAGAAACAUAGUUGCAGCUCUGUCUCCCUCCUAUCGCCACCGCCAAGAUCCUUCCUCAGUUCCACAAAAUCUCACCAAUCAACAAUCAUACACUCGAUCUAAGAUCUUUGUUACCUAUCAAUCAAGAUUGUUGUUUUUCAGCCCAAUUCCAAGCACAGCCAGGUAUGUCGAGGUCUUUUGUUUAUCUCAGUUUGUUUUUUUGUUUUUUUUUGUUACCGAUCGAUUUCUAGGGUUUCUGGAAUAAAUCUAUUGAUCGAUUUCUAGGGUUUCUGUCAUAAAUCGAUUUCUAGGGUUUUUGACAUAAAAUGGUUUGGAUAAAAUAUUGUGGAAAAUGAUGAUGACAUAACUAAAUGCAAAAAGAGUAAUUCUACUGGUUCCGGAUCGAAAAAGUGGAUGUUCUGGUCUUUGCUGAGGCGGAGCAAUAGCGAAGGUAAGGAGUCGAUGGUGUUGAAGAAGGUGGAUAGUCCGAAGCAAAAGCGGAAUUUGGGUGAGUUACCAGAAUGCCUUAGCAUUAUUGGAUAUCUACGAAUAAUAGGAAUAUAUAGUGAGUAUGGAAUGCUCCUACAUGUAUCUUUAUUGUAUCUAACUAUUUACUCAACAAAUGGAAAGAAUAGCGGUGGAAUAUUGCAAGGCAGCUGGGUCGGUCUUCUCACGCGUGUCCAGGCGUUUCCUUUCCUUCAUGGUGUGGAGAGAUAUGCUUAUAGAGAGAGAGAGAUAGACAGGGAAGACGGCAUCACGAAUGGUGAGGUAAACCUACAAACACUAAUUGAUUUAAAAAAAAAGUUAAGUGGACUUUAUGAUUUUUGA
Helianthus annuus (common sunflower) is the source of this 835-nucleotide messenger RNA. RefSeq lists its product as uncharacterized. The record is from RefSeq and is a predicted model, not a curated record. The transcript is spliced from 4 exons. Bases 422 to 835 code for a protein of 137 amino acids. NCBI's taxonomy places the organism in Eukaryota, Viridiplantae, Streptophyta, Magnoliopsida, Asterales, Asteraceae.